This is a messenger RNA of Andrographis paniculata, 390 nucleotides long. RefSeq lists its product as uncharacterized. NCBI's taxonomy places the organism in Eukaryota, Viridiplantae, Streptophyta, Magnoliopsida, Lamiales, Acanthaceae. The transcript has a single exon. The record is from RefSeq and is a predicted model, not a curated record. Bases 1 to 390 code for a protein of 129 amino acids.
AUGAAAGCUCUUCUUCAAUGCUGUCUCUGCAGAUGUUGCAAGAAAAAGAAGCCAGCAAAGGCAGUAAUCACCACCCCUCCAGUCCAGCCGGUGAAUCGGGACGUCGAGAAAGGCGAAAAGCCUAAAAGUAAUCCAACAGCCGUUGCCGAGAAGCCAAAAAUUAGCGGUGGGGCGGCGGUGGCUGCCGCUCAUGUGCCCAAUAAACCAGUUAUCAGUAGUAGCGGUGGCGGUGGCAGCAGAAGUAGUUACUCUAGCGGUGGUGGUGGAUAUGGUGGCUUGGGUGGAUAUGGAGGUGGAGGCGGGUUUUCCGGAGGCGGUGGAUUUGGGGGUGGCUGUGGUGGCGGCGGCGGCGGCGGCGGUGGUGGAGAUGGAGGUGGAGGAGGAUGCUAA